AUUUAAUUUGGGGUACCGAAUAGGGGCAAAGUUUGAAACUUUUAAAGCAAACAAAAACAAAUCGGAAUAAUUUAUUUCCUUUUUACAGGACACACAUGACCUGACCUACUCUUUCUCUACUACAUCUUCUGCUGCUGCUGUGCAGCAGCUGCAUAACACCCUCAUUACAAAUUUGUUGGGGCUUUGACUAGAAAAGCUUCAAUUUUUUAGAGCUUCCCCCUCCCCCGAAAUAGAAUUCGGGGCCCCAAAAACAUUGCAAUUUUGGGGGAGCUCGUGGCUUCGAAUCCGCCAGAAUUCGCGCGCCUCGACGAGCUGAUCCGCAUCGGCCAACACAAUGAAGGUUUCAUUGCUCUCAAGGUUCGAUGAAGAGUAGUGUAUAUUGAGCUCUUGUCCAGUUCAUGGUCUUGGGCUUCUUUGCUCCUGCUCAAGUCCAUCUGUUUGCCAAUCAAAUCAAGAGGUGCAGAUGAGUGUGGAGUACAAUAUGGAUGAGGCCCUGAAAGCCAAAAAUGUUGCAGAGAGCAAGUUUCAUGCCCGUGACAUCAGGGGUGCUCGGAAGUACGCAAUCAAGGCCCAGACUCUCUGCCCGUCGCUUGAUGACAUAUCUCAGAUGGUGUCGACGCUUGAAGUUCAUCUUGCAGCUGAGUCCAAGAUUGAUGGAGAGAGUGACUGGUACCGGAUAUUGUCUCUAAGCGCCUUUGCAGAUGAAGAGGAAGUGAAGAAGCAGUACAGGAAGCUAGCUCUGCUGCUGCACCCCGACAAGAACAAGUCAGUUGGUGCUGAGGAGGCCUUCAAACUGAUCUCUGAGGCGUGGAGUGUGUUGUCUGAUAGUGACAGGAAGAUACUUUACGAUGAGAAGAGGAAAAAUCAUUCUGUUGUCAAUGUAACAAAUGGCAUAUAUACUUACGAUAAGAAGGCAAACAAGAGAGCUCGAAAGAAUGCUGCUGCAGUGGCAGCUAAGGCUACUACUCAUCCUGUCGGGGUUGAUACGUUCUGGACAUCUUGCAACCGCUGCUGCAUGCAAUAUGAGUACUUAAGAAUUUAUCUUAAUCAUAACCUACUGUGCCCGAACUGCCAUCAUGCAUUCUUGGCGGUGGAGACUGGAUUUCCUUGCAACGGAAGCAGUUCCUCAUUCUCCUGGUCGACCAAGCAGCAGCAGCAGCAGAACCAUAAUUCCACCAAGCAUUCGCCUGGUUCAACAAGCAGGACUUCUAGCAUCCCAGGGACAGAGCACGGGGGAUACCAGCAAGAUAAUACUUAUGAUUCCUACAACAAUCAAAGCUUCCAGUGGAAUCAGUACUCCAAGACAACGCCUGCAGCUAGUACAAAUGCUUAUAGUACACAUGCCUCGGAGAAACAGAGAAAGAAGCAUGAUGAGAGCCACAUCUACAACUAUCCUGCAACUGGCAACACUUACGGCCAUGAGAAAACUACUUCAAGGCGUGGCCGCUUUUCAAAGCGGAGAAGGUAUAAUAAUGAUUGCUGCACUUCUGUGGAUUAUGGUGUCGAUAACAAAGAAACAGUCGCUGCAAGCACAGAAACAACUGCUUUCACUGAUGUGGGACGGGUCAAUGGUACUUCAGUGGAAAGGUUCAGAUCCGCAGUGAGUGGAAGAAGAGCAAAUAUUUUGGGAGAGAUCACCCAGAUAGAUACACGAGGUCUACUUCUUGAGAAAGCCAAGGCAGCUAUCCGUGAAAAAUUACAUGAGUUAAACCUCACAUCAUCUUCAAGGUUUGCAGAGAGAAGAAAAUCAGAUGGGAAGCUACAUCCUUGUGACAACAACAUAAAGGUCAAUGGGGUCCUCUCUCACAAACCUGGCAAAGGAGUCAAGCUAUGCAACUCAAGAAGUGCUGACGUUCAAGUGCCCGCAACUAAUGAAAAGAAUCAAGAGCCUAGACGUGUGCCUGUGUCAAUUGAUGUCCCAGACCCUGACUUCCAUGAUUUUGAUAAAGAUCGUACAGAGAGAGCUUUUGAUGGUGAUCAAGUAUGGGCUACAUAUGAUAGUGAGGAUGGCAUGCCUCGUCUAUAUGUAAUGGUGCAGAAAGUUCUUUCAAUGAAGCCUUUCAGAAUCCGCAUGAGUUUCCUCAACUCCAAGUCCAAUAUUGAACUGGCACCGAUAAGCUGGGUUGCCUCUGGUUUUCAAAAGACAUGUGGCGAUUUCAGGGUCGGGAGAUAUCAGAUCACUGAAACAAUCAACAUAUUUUCACACAAAGUCAGCUGGACCAAAGGUCCUCGUGGGAUUAUCAGGAUUGUUCCUCAGAAAGGGGAUACAUGGGCUUUGUAUCGGAACUGGUCUCCUGAUUGGAAUGAGCUUACACCUGAUGAUGUGGUAUACACGUACGAGAUAGUAGAAGUUAUUGAUGAUUUUAGUGAGGAGCAAGGGCUGACUGUCAUCCCAUUGCUGAAGGUUGCUGGUUUCAAGGCUGUCUUCCAUAGGCACAUGGAUCCCCAGGAGGUCAGGAGGAUACCCAAGGAAGAGCUGUUCCGGUUCUCACAUCAAGUUCCUUCUCGCCUUCUGACCGGUGAAGAAGGCAACAAUUCCCCAAAAGGUUGCCAUGAGCUGGACCCUGCGGCAACUCCGGUGGACCUUCUUAAGGUUAUUGCAGAGGUCAAGGAAGAUGCGGCAACGCAGACUGCUAAAUAGAAGAGGGCAACUCUGAACACUGAAGAUAGGUCAGAUCACACUUCGUCAAUGAUAUGUCAGCACUCUUUGGUCCCUUAGCUCUAUUAUGUCAUCUCAUUUUUAGCUGAUGACUUGGACAAUACUGCCAGGACAAGCAGCUUAUGUCACAGACUUCUGAUCUUUUCUUAUUAGGCAUUUCUAACAUUUGAUUUUGUCGCUACAUGGACACGACUUAGAUUAAAUGAUCAUUGGGAGGCCACUCGCGGCAGUGGUGAGGCGGUUAGUCAACGGAAGCUAGGAGUCUCGUGACUUGCUGAAGGUGACUUGCGCAUACAGAGCCAAGUUUGAGUCGAGGGAAAGAGCCGCUAGGCUUACCCAUGUACCCGCAUUUGCGUACUUGUUUACUUAUGAUGUUACAUUUCCUUUAAUCUAUAGUAAUUCAUCCUAUGAUGUUGAACUUGGUAAUUCUAGACUCGGAAAUUUAGUAUUGUCUUUACUGGA
This is a messenger RNA of Phragmites australis (common reed), 3121 nucleotides long. RefSeq lists its product as uncharacterized. The record is from RefSeq and is a predicted model, not a curated record. The transcript has 2 exons. NCBI's taxonomy places the organism in Eukaryota, Viridiplantae, Streptophyta, Magnoliopsida, Poales, Poaceae. The coding region runs from base 464 to 2641 and encodes 725 amino acids.